This is a messenger RNA of Parascedosporium putredinis, 1767 nucleotides long. NCBI's taxonomy places the organism in Eukaryota, Fungi, Ascomycota, Sordariomycetes, Microascales, Microascaceae. The record is from the annotation of a GenBank genome assembly.
AUGUCCUCGGGACUCUUCGGCCCACCCGCCGACCGCCGCCGACUCAUCCUCCGAUCAGCCCCCAACCCCAUCCCUCCACAGACCCCUAACCCGAGGCAAACCCACACAGGCGCGUCCACCUUGCCCAUGCGCCACAUUUCCCUUGACCGAAUUCUACAAGGAUCCUCUGAUAUUCCCUCCGGCCAGCCCCGGACUCCGCCUCGCCCUCGCGUUCCGAGACCGCAACCUCCUCUCACCCGCCGUGUUUCCGGCUCUCGCGGCCUCCCGCACGCCGUCUCCCGGACCGGGCAGCACAUUCCGUCACGUACCACAAAGCUGAGCGAGAAGCUCGUGCUUCUUCCCGAGGCCGACGAGGACGAUAUACCUGAAGAUGGGGACUAUGCCGAGCGCCUCCCCAAGGUCCAGCGUACGGAAAAGGUCUCCAGGCUUACCGCCUAUUGCACGGCCCAGUCCUUCAACAUGAAGCAGACGACCGAGUUCUUGAAGCAGCACCACGAAGCUAGGACAAAACUGUACGACGAUUGCCUUUACGUCAUUUACGCUUUACCCUUGCUCCCCGGCUCCGACGGAUACCGUGUGAGGAGCCGAGCAGUCAUGAGGACCCCGGGGACGGGAAAGACGGUCGUCGACCUUGAGAUUGAGCGGAGAACAGGAGGCCACGACUCCCAAACCCACAACCACCACGGCUAUCCUAAUGGAAACGAUCAUGAGGGCGCCAUGGAUGACAACAUGUCCUAUGGCUCGGAGGCUACCUCCCCCAAUCCCGUCAACCGCCUCGUGACCGACGCCAAGAACUUUGCCGAAAUGUUUGUCUUUUCUUACGGUGUCGUAGUGUUUUGGAACUUCACCGAGAACCAAGAGCGUGAUGUUCUUGCCGACCUCACCUUUGCCGAGAACAAGACGGGUGCCGCCCUACUCAAUCGGCCUCUCGAUCAAGAUGACUAUGAAACCGAAGAGUUCCACUUCGAAUACAACCCGGAAGCGAGGCAGCCUCGCAUCUUCAACGAUAUGAUUACGCUCCUGCCCAGAUUCGACCACAUGAUCAAGCUUACCAUUAGCCACGCCAUCGCCCAGAGCACAAAACUAUGUUUCUUCGAGGAGCGCAUGUCCCAAACCAUGCUCAACGCCCAGCACGUACCCAAGGACCUGGCGCAAACCGGAAUUCUCAAGAUGGGACGCACUGAGAUUGUCAGGAUCCUUGGCCAGCUAUUCAAGAGUCGCGUAGACAUUAACCUUUCUUCUGUCGUGCUCGACGUGCCCAACUUCUUCUGGGACGCGGAGCCCACCCUGCACCCUCUCUACGCUGCCACCCGCGAGUAUCUAGAAAUUGAUCACCGCACCAAGGUUCUCAACGAGAGAUGCCGCGUCUUCCUUGACCUGGCCGAAGUCCUCGCGAGCUCCGUGUCCGACUCCAAGAUGAGCCACAUCACCUGGAUCAUCAUCAUUCUCAUCGCCAUCAGCAUCGCCGUUACCCGCGAAGGUGGUGGCGGCGGUGGCGGCGACCGCCCUGAAGCACGCCCCCUUGCCCUGCUCGAGAACGACACCCUCUCCACGGAUCUCACCCGCUCCCUACCGCACCUAGCAGUCGUUGGGCCGGAUGGUACCCCGCCCGCGUCGGAUAGGGCGGCCGUCGAGGCCGAGAUGGGCCGGCUGCUGGGCGGCAUGACGGUCGAAGAGUUGAGAAGGUGGACCGCCAUCUUGUCUGACGAGCAGAUGGAAGGCAUCUGUGGCGGCUCCGCAUUCCGCUCCGAGCUCAAAAGGCUUUGA